GAACACACACACACACACACCCUCUGUGUUCCUUCGGUCCAACAUGAGCGGGUUCCUCCACCGACAACGGCGCUCUGACAGAACCGACCAAUCAGACGGCGGAGCGAUCCAGGUGCACAGCGUCCGCGACGUGGAACAGCAACUGGACGCCCUGAAGAAGGAGAACUUCGGUCUGAAGCUGAGGAUCUACUUCCUAGAGGAGAACCUCAAGAACCGGGACCAGAACCAGAACCAGACCGGGGACCCGGACCUGGUCCAGAUCCAGGACCAGGACCCGAAGCCAGACCAGGACCAGAUCCAGGACCAGAUCCUGGUUCUCCUGAGGGACACGCAGCGGCAGAACGUGGAGCUGAAGGAGGAAGUGGAACGUCUGAGGAGAGAACGGGGGGAGGGGCCAACGGCCAGGUCGGAAGGGGUGGGCGUGUCCGAGGAAAAGGGGGCGGGGCUUCCUGUGGAAGCGGAGUCAAGGUGCCGGACAGACGGGGAAUCAGGGUCGGACCAGGUGGGCUUGUCCGAGGAAAAGGGGGUGGGGCUUCCAGUGGAGGCGGAGUCAAGGUGCCAGACAGACGGGGAAUCAGGGAAGUUAGCGGUGCUGGUCCAAGCCCAGGCCCGGGAGCUGGUGGAGUUGCGGCGCCGACAGGAAGUGGGCGUCGGCCUGUGCCAUGUUCUGUCCCGCCUCCUGGCUGAUGCGUCUCCUCCCUGGAAAGGAAGCUCCGCCUCCCCCUGGAACCUGAACCCCAGUGGGGGCGGAGCCUCCUGCUGCAGCUGCAGAGGGGCGGAGCCACGGCCCGGCAAAUCCAAGACCGGAUCCGUGGUCGCCAUGACGACGACGAGGCACUCGACACCUGUGUGGAGGACGAGGAGCUUCCUGAUGGCCUGAGCAUUAGCCCCGCCCCCUCCGACCUGUCUGACAGCUUCUCUUAUGUUUCGGACACGCCCACUGGCCAGGAGGCGGAGCCUCGGAAAAACCACUUCACAGGUUUGACGGAACUCGAGCGUCUUCACGAAGAGAACCUUCUGCUGCAACGGCGCCUCGCGGAUAGCCUGGAGGAGGUGGAGCUGCUCCGGGAGGCGGUGCUUAUGGAGCACAGCCCGAGUGAGGGGGCGGAGCUAAAACAGGAAGAGACCCGUGAUUUUGUGGGUGGGGCUAAUCCCCCGGCUGUCCCUGGGCGGAGCCUGUCAUCCCACGGUGAUGUCACUGUCCUGGAGCCCCGCCCCCUUCAGAUUCUGAAGCAGGAAGAUGGAGAGUCCAUCGUCCGACAACUUCUCCGGACGCGAGACGUUCUCCGGAGAACCAGGAGGAACCUGCAGGCGAGGAUGGCCCAUGCUAACGCCAGCGUUCUCACAAUGGGAGCGUGGUGACGUCACUGCUGGAGUUAGGCUCCGCCCACAUGGACUGUCUCAAUGCUAAUGCCCUGGCGAAGGGGGCGGGGCUUACACAACAGAAAAAAGAAAUGUAUUUGAGCUAGCUCGAUGGCAUGCUAGCAUUUUUUUUAAAUACAUUUUUUGUGUUAGCGGCUAGCUAGCUACGCUAGCCUGUCAUGCUAACAGUAUGAGUGCGAUUAGCAUGGCGAGGCUCUGUUAGCAUGUUUAUCUGUUGGUGCUGUUUUCCUUUUUGUUUACAAGUAAACAAUCAGUAAGAAGAGUCUGCGCUUCGUCUCCAACAGGUUUCAAAACUUUCUUUAAAGUUUCGGAAAAUUUGACAUUUUUGAUAAUCUAGCCAAAAAUGCUAAAGUGGCGACAAGUAGUGAAACAUGCUAAAAAUGCUAAAGAUGCUAAUGCUAAAGCUCCGCCGCCAUGUUCCAGUAGAAAUGACUGACGAUUGAUCAAUUUCCACCAACCGAGUACGAGCACUUUUUUAACGUUAAAAUUACGAUUUUUAUUUCCUAUUUUCACCAAAAAAACGGUCUGACUGUAGCCUCGCCAGUUUUUAAGGUAAAAACUACAAACUGCAGACCAGUUUCUCUUCUCCCCAAUUCUCCAAAAUACUUGAAAAAUUAUGACAAGAGACGAGAAUGUUUUAUGGAGAGAUGUGUGUGCAGUGUUUAUUAUUUAGAUAGAUAGAUAGAUAGAUAGAUAGAUAGAUAGAUAGAUAAAAACUUUAUUAAUCUCCCAAGGGAGAAAUUCAGGUAUCCAGCAGCACACAAAUCAUUCACACGCAAGUAAUAAAUAUCAACAGUACAAUAAAUAAAAGU
Salarias fasciatus (jewelled blenny) is the source of this 2195-nucleotide messenger RNA. It is a transcript of the gene pde4dip, whose product is annotated as phosphodiesterase 4D interacting protein. The record is from RefSeq and is a predicted model, not a curated record. The transcript is spliced from 16 exons. Gene Ontology annotation, biological process: chromosome segregation; centriole replication; negative regulation of centriole replication. The coding region runs from base 44 to 880 and encodes 278 amino acids. Lineage: Eukaryota; Metazoa; Chordata; Actinopteri; Blenniiformes; Blenniidae. Gene Ontology annotation, molecular function: microtubule binding; gamma-tubulin binding. Gene Ontology annotation, cellular component: pericentriolar material; microtubule plus-end; mitotic spindle pole.